AUGAGUGUAUUAUUGGAGACGUCAGCUGGUAAUAUGGUGGUGGACCUCUAUGAAGAUGCUGAGGGCUGUUCCAUGAACUUCAUCAAGUUGUGCAAGGCAAAAUACUACAACUUCUCGCCAUUCUACGACGUUCAGCGUGAUUUCGCUGUAGAAUGUGGUGAUCCACAUUUUCCUCUGUCAGACGGUGGACAUGCGGUGACUCAGUUGACUUCCCAGAGACGUCUGAUGCCGGUACGUCGUAGUCACCGCCAACACGACGACAUUGGGCUUGUUUCUUUCUUGAACUUUGGUACAACUGACAGCCCGUUAAUUGGCUCGCGAUUUCUGAUUACUUUGACAGAUGAUAAGACGCUUUUGAAAGAUUUGGACACUAGUGGUGUCGUCUUCGGAAAGGUGGUGGAGGGCUUCCAGACUCUACAGAGUGUCAAUGAAGCUAUAAUUGAUUCUAGCAGAAGACCCAUCAAAGAUAUAAGGAUUUUUCACACCUAUGUGCUGGAUGACCCGUAUCCGGAUCCGGUUGGAUUUUCUGCCCCUUCUGUGAGCCCUAGGCCCGAUAAGGCUCAGCUCUCAACCUUCCAGUUAGUGUACGAAGAGGAUCAAGAAAAGGAGGAAGAACUAAACCAUGAAACAACAAGAGAAGAGCAGAUGCGGGAAACACAGGCUCAAUCGCAGGCAUUAACGCUGGAGUUGUUGGGAGAUCUGCCGAGCGCUGAUUUCAAACCUAUGGAGAACGUCCUAUUUGUGUGCAAGCUCAAUCCACUAACUCAGGAGGAAGACCUAAAAACCAUUUUCUCGAGGUUUGGAAAGAUUCUGUCCUGCGAAGUGAUCAAGGACAAGGUCACCGGUUCGAGUCUUCAAUAUGCGUUCAUUGAGUUUGACUCGAAAGAGGCUUGUGAGAGGGCCUACUUCAAGAUGGACAAUGUUCUCAUAGAUGAUCGCCGCAUCCAUGUCGACUUCAGUCAGAGUGUGCGGAAACUGAGCGAUUCUUGGAGAAGGGAUAGUGAGCGGAAAAUCAAGGGAAACUUUCAGAGUCGAGGUAAUCGUGGUGGAUAUAAUAAACCGCGUGGAUAUAGACCCAUUGGACAAUGA
Molecule: messenger RNA, 1089 nt
Organism: Kuraishia capsulata CBS 1993
Lineage: Eukaryota; Fungi; Ascomycota; Pichiomycetes; Pichiales; Pichiaceae
Exons: 2
Coding region: 1-1089 (362 amino acids)
Biological process (GO): protein peptidyl-prolyl isomerization
Cellular component (GO): nucleus
Molecular function (GO): peptidyl-prolyl cis-trans isomerase activity; RNA binding
Source: RefSeq, a predicted model, not a curated record